AUGAACAUCUUAGAAGAUUCUCCCCUAGAAGCUCUAGCUUUCAACUACUUGAGCUUCGAUUUCUUUAACAAUCUAUGGACAUGGCUCGCCGUCAUCUUCUGGAGGAUCCGAACUCCCAACCCCGAAUUACUACCUCCUUCUAUCCAUGACAGUCCAUCCGACAAGCCCGACGCGGUUCCGGAGUUGUUGGUGGAGCCUUGUCAUGAUAAUGAUAAUGUUCCGGUUCGUGUUCACAGUAACGGCGUGGUUAACGACGUUGACGGAGUGACGAAGGGAAAGAUGAAGUUUACCUCGUACUACUACGAGGAUGAUGUUGAUGUGGUUAACAGAAAAUGCAACGAGACGUUAACAUUAACGGCGGAGUUAUGGGAAGACAGAGAAGAAAGAUUGGAGUGGUGGGAGAAGUUGUUGAAGACGAGAACGGGAGAGAACGAGAAUGGAUGGUAUACAUGUCAGGAUUUAACGGCGCUUAACGGUAACGUUGUUAGGUUUUGGGAAGAAAGUAGUAGCAGCUUCAGAUAUGUUUCUCUAUGGUAG
Molecule: messenger RNA, 537 nt
Organism: Lathyrus sativus (Indian pea)
Lineage: Eukaryota; Viridiplantae; Streptophyta; Magnoliopsida; Fabales; Fabaceae
Source: the annotation of a GenBank genome assembly